AUGAAGCUCUCGUCGACGUGGGCUAUUGCCUGUCUGGCGGCUCAGGCUGCCGGUGCGGCUAUUAGCCAUUCGCUCAAUGGUUUUAGUAUCACUGAGCAUCCGGACCCUGUUAAGCGGGCCUUGUUGCAGAAAUUUGUCAGUUGGGAUGACAAGUCUUUGUUCGUCAAUGGCGAGAGGAUCAUGCUGUUUAGUGGUGAAAUUCACCCGUAUCGUCUGCCCGUACCAUCCCUGUGGAUUGAUGUCUUCCAGAAAGUGAAGGCCCUUGGUUUCAACUGUGUCUCUUUCUACAUUGACUGGGCCCUUCUGGAAGGCAAGCCAGGCUCCUACAGCGCCGAGGGUAUCUUCGAGCUCGAGCCAUUCUUCGAUGCUGCCAAGGAGGCAGGAAUCUAUCUCCUCGCUCGUCCCGGUCCCUAUAUCAACGCCGAAGUAUCUGGAGGUGGCUUCCCAGGUUGGUUGCAGCGUGUCAACGGAACUCUACGUACCAGUGAUGAGGCCUUCCUCAAAUCAACAGACAACUACAUGAAAAAUGUCUGUGCCACAAUUGCCAAGGGCCAAAUUACUAACGGCGGACCCAUCAUCCUCUUCCAGCCCGAGAAUGAAUACAGCGGUGCCGUUGGUAUUGAUAAUUUCCCCGAUGGUGCCUACAUGCAAUACGUCGAAGACCAGGCUCGCGAUGCCGGCGUUGUUGUUCCUCUUAUUAGCAACGAUGCCUGGGCUGGCGGCCACAAUGCCCCCGGGACUGGUGAAGGUGCCGUGGAUAUCUACGGCCACGAUAGCUAUCCCCUUGGCUUUGACUGCGCGAACCCUUCUACCUGGCCAUCGGGCAAUUUGCCCACUGAUUUCUAUACCACGCAUAUGAAGCAGAGUCCUUCGACCCCCUACUCUCUGAUCGAGUUCCAAGGUGGAGCAUUUGAUCCGUGGGGAGGUGUUGGGUUUACAAAGUGUGCUGCUCUCUUGAACCAUGAAUUUGAGAGGGUCUUCUACAAAAACAACCUCAGUUUCAGAGUUGCAUUCCUGAAUCUGUACAUGAUCUUCGGUGGUACCAACUGGGGUAACCUGGGACACCCAGGCGGCUACACAUCCUACGACUACGGCUCCCCAAUCUCAGAGUCUCGCAACAUCACUCGCGAGAAGUACAGUGAGCUCAAGUUGAUUGGAAACUUUGCCAGAGUGUCCCCGGCCUACCUGCUAUCUACACCAGGAAGCCUGACCACCUCGAAGUAUACCACCUCUUCCGAUCUGGCUGUGACUCCCCUGCUCGGAGGCAACAGCACAAAAUCCUCUUUCUUCGUUGUCAGACACAAUGACUACUCGAGCCAAGCUUCUGUCGACUAUAAGCUCAAGGUUCCCACCAGUGCCGGUCAAGUCACCAUUCCUCAACUAAGCGGAAGCCUUACCCUGAGUGGUCGUGAUUCCAAGGUUCACAUCGUCGACUAUGAUGUUGCGGGUACUAACAUCCUAUAUUCCUCCGCUGAGGUUUUCACUUGGACCAAGUCUGGCAAGUCGAAGAUCCUUGUGUUGUAUGGUGGACCCGGCGAGCACCACGAGCUGGCCGUCUCUUCCACCUCCAAGCCCUCUGUCAUUGAGGGCUCAUCUUCCAGCAUCACCACCAAGCAGGUGGGCAAGGCUCUUGUCAUUGGCUGGGACGUGUCUACCACCCGUCGCAUUGUGCAAGUUGGGGACUUGAAGAUUCUCCUCCUGGAUCGCAACUCUGCUUAUAACUAUUGGGUGCCUCAGCUCCCAUCUGAGGGUACUGCGCCUGGCUACAGCUCGCAGAAGACCGCUUCUUCGUCCCUUAUCGUCAAAGCCGGAUAUCUUGUGCGAACUGCUUAUGUGCAGGGAAGCGACCUCCACAUCACUGCCGAUUUCAACGCUACAACUCCCAUUGAGGUGAUUGGGGCUCCAUCCAAGGCUAAGAGCCUUGUAAUCAACGGCAAGAAGGCGCAAGUCACGGUCGAUAAGAACGGAAUCUGGUCCAGCAGUGUCAAGUACACCGCACCCAAGGUCCAGCUCCCAACUCUGAAGAACCUCAAGUGGAAGUCCAUUGAUACUCUUCCCGAGCUUCAAAACUCCUACGAUGACUCUACUUGGGUCUCUGCAGACCACACUUCCACCCCCAACACUGCGAAUGCCCUUAAGACGCCAACCUCACUGUUCGCCUCGGACUAUGGUUUCCACACUGGCUACCUCCUCUUCCGUGGUCACUUCACUGCCACUGGUGAAGAAAAGACUCUGUUCCUCAGGACCCAGGGUGGCACAGCGUUCGGCAGCUCCGUCUGGCUGAACCAAACUUACGUAGGAUCCUGGGGUGGAAUCUCCAUCAACGCCGAUAACAACGCCACAUACACUCUACCAACCCUGACCAAGGGUAAAUCAUAUGUGUUCACCGUAGUCAUCGACAACAUGGGCCUUGACGAGGAUUGGACCGUCGGCACGGAUGAUACCAAGGAUCCCCGAGGUAUCCUGGACUACAAGCUCUCGGGCCGAUCCGCCAGUGACAUCACCUGGAAGCUGACUGGUAACCUCGGCGGCGAAGACUAUCUCGACACUGUUCGCGGCCCGCUCAACGAGGGUGGUCUUUACGCCGAGCGUCAAGGUUUCCACCAGCCACAGCCACCAACGGACUGGAAAUCGGGUAGUCCGUUCGACGGUCUGUCCGCCCCUGGUAUCAAGUUUUACACUGCAAGCUUUGACUUGAAUAUCGAAAAGGGCUGGGAUGUUCCUUUGUACUUCAACUUUGGAAACUCGACCUCGACCUCGAAGGCGGCUGCGUAUCGCGCUCAGCUUUACGUCAAUGGGUACCAGUACGCUAAGUAUGUGAACAACAUUGGUCCCCAGACCAGCUUCCCGGUCCCUGAGGGUAUUCUCAAUUACCGGGGCACGAACUAUCUGGCCUUGAGUCUUUGGGCGCUUCAGAAUGACGGGGCUAAGUUGGAGAGUUUCGAUUUGGUCAACACUACUCCAGUGUUGACUGCUCUGAGUGAGGUUGAACAGGCUCCUCAACCCAAGUAUGAGAAGCGCAAGGGUGCUUAUUAG
Messenger RNA from Penicillium brevicompactum, 3036 nucleotides. RefSeq names its product glycoside hydrolase family 35 protein. Gene Ontology annotation, molecular function: beta-galactosidase activity. Gene Ontology annotation, cellular component: vacuole. The record is from RefSeq and is a predicted model, not a curated record. The coding region runs from base 1 to 3036 and encodes 1011 amino acids. The transcript has 7 exons. NCBI's taxonomy places the organism in Eukaryota, Fungi, Ascomycota, Eurotiomycetes, Eurotiales, Aspergillaceae. Gene Ontology annotation, biological process: carbohydrate metabolic process.